AUGAAUACUCUUGCUCUCAAAUUCUCAACAACAUCGAAAGGAAAACAAUUAUUAAUAUACGAUGGUUAUAUGUAUAAUUUGAACAAAGAUCGAGGUUGUGUCAAGUAUUGGCGAUGCCAAGAACGAUCAUGUUCUGCCAUCAUUCAUACCGACAAAAAUGAUCAUCUGAAGACUCGUAGUGGCAAUCAUAAUCAUGUACCAACACCAGAACGCAUCGAAUUAAUUCAAUUCAAAUAUGAAGUAAAGCGUCGUGUUCUCGAAGAAUCUACACCUAUUGCUCGUAUAUAUGAUCAAGAACUAGCAGCUGCACAACUAACUCUUCCAGCUCUAUCAAUUGCACCUACGUCGAGAGAAGCUCAAUCAUCUUUCCAACGCCUACGUCGAAAAACAACACCACCUCUUCCAGUAUCAGGUGAUUUUGAAAUACCAGAUCGAUACAGUCAAACUUUAGAUGGCAAUAAUUUCCUUCUUUCUGAUACUACUGUUCGAAACAAACGUGUACUUGCAUUUGCUACCGGUCUUCAACUGGCCAUUUUUUUUCAAUCAUCGCACAUUUUUAUGGAUGGAACUUUCACCGUUUGUCCUCCAUACUUCGAUCUGGUUUUUACUAUGCAUUGUAUUCACCAUGAUCAAGCAAUACCAUGCAUCAUUGCUUUACUACCUGGUCGAUCAGCGAUGAUUUAUCAAUAUAUCUUUGAUUUACUCGAUAAUGAAGCUAAAGAACUUGAGCUUACAUUUGGACCUGAUACGAUAACAAGUGAUUUUGAGCCAGGCUUAAUUAAAGCUAUCAAACGUCAAUUUCAUAAUUCGCGUCAUUUGGGGUGUUACUUUCAUCACACUCAAAGCGUUUACAAGAAGAUACAAUCACUUGGUCUCUCAUCUCAAUACAAAAAUGAUGAAGAAGUUCGAUCUCAUGCCAGAAAAUUGAUGGCAGUUCCUCUACUACCACUUGAAAAAAUGAAUUUAGCAUUUGAAUAUCUCGUUGAUAAUCAUCCAGCCUGUCUUGAUCCAUUAUUUAAUUAUUACGAAUCAUUUUGGAUGGAGUCAUUACCACUCAAAUUAUGGAAUGUUUCAAAUAUCAAAAUAAAAACCAACAACAUAGUCGAAGGUUGGCACAAUCGUUUUGCCAAUCGUAUUGAAAAAAAAUACCCCAACAUUUGGCACUUUAUUAAAGUUCUUCAACAAGAAGAAGUUUAUGUUAAACAAACUGUUCAACAUGAAUCUCAAAUAAUUCAAAGAUAUUGUUACAAUUUGAUAAAUGACGCUAAACAACAAUUUGAUCUUGUUAUUGGACAUAAUCAUCAAAUUGAACAAUGUACUUUACAUAGUCGUCAUUUAAUUGAACGAUUUCAUGGUUAUUUACAAGGUAUUAUGCAACCAAAUACAACUACACCAAUGUCAAUAAAAAAAUUAUAUAGAAAAAUGCUUGAUAUGAGUUUUAAUUCUUCCAACAGCUAUCCAAUGAUAACUUGUAUUGUUGAUGAUGUAUUUAAAUGUAUGAAAAUCGAUUGGAAUAAAUUAUCUAAUGAUGAAAAAAUGAUUAAAUCAAAUGAAUUAAUAGAAGAAUUAGACAGUCUUUAUUCAUUAUUGUCUGAAUCAAUUCAUCGAAUGCAAAAAUCUCGACAUCAUCAAGAAUUUAAUCGAAAAGUUUAUGUUGAAACAAUUCUUAAUAUUCAUAUAAAAUUUUUCAAACUUCUACAAGAAUCUUUUAAUAGUGAACAAGAUUUCACAGUUAUUCUUGAUAAAGUAAUUAAGAAUAUUUUUUUUUUCUUAAUUUCAUUUUCUUAUAUAUGUAUAUAUAUAUUUUAGAUUUGUCAUAAAUUUAUUAACAAUAAUAUAGUAAUAAAAGGAGCUGAUAACACAACAAAAUCGUUUGAAUUAUUAGUAUAUUAUUGAAUUGUACUCUUAUGAAAAGAAUUUAUCAAAAUUUGAUAUUCAUUAUUGAAAUCUAAUUAAUUCAUUAUUUUAGAAGUAAAUCUGUUGAAGAAAUAGAUUUCGAAAAGAUAUUCAAUCAAAUUAUGAUCUUAAGUUUUUAUUUAAUCAUCUUUUGAUUAAUUCUAUGAUAAAAUGUUAGUUUAAAUAUUUAGUUAAAUAAUUAAAUGCAUUAGAUGAUUAUAAAGAAUCAAUGAUUUUAAAGGUUAGAAGUAAAUAUUAUACAAUUUUUAAUCAUAAUAAAUUUAUUCUUAUAUUCUAUUUUAGUAAGUAUAUGAUUUUGAAUAUACAUCAAAAUUACAAUGAAUAUUUGAAAAAUAGUGAUAUUAGUAAAAAGGAAGUCCCCCAUUUCCCCCCCCCCCCGCUAGUCUUUUUUUCUUUUAAAUAUUUUUUAAUUGGGACUCAGGUGAGGAUAUU
This is a messenger RNA of Rotaria sordida, 2349 nucleotides long. Lineage: Eukaryota; Metazoa; Rotifera; Eurotatoria; Philodinida; Philodinidae. The record is from the annotation of a GenBank genome assembly.